Dibothriocephalus latus is the source of this 222-nucleotide messenger RNA. Lineage: Eukaryota; Metazoa; Platyhelminthes; Cestoda; Diphyllobothriidea; Diphyllobothriidae. The record is from the annotation of a GenBank genome assembly.
UUUGAUUGCGAAGCUAGGGGGGAUAGUGCUGCUGCUGUGGCUGCCUCCACCGAGGCGGAUGACGAGGAAGCCGUACUGGGACCUGUGAAGAAGUUGGGCACGCAGGCAAAAACACGUUACUUAGUUGCAAAAGCUCGUGCUCUAGAGGAGGACAAUGAAAAACUGCAUGCCCAAUUAAAAGACGCGUACUUUGUAAGUGCUGUUCCAGUCCUAUCCAUUUAA